GGGUAAUUAAUUAAGAGAGAGAUAAAGAUAGAGAAAAGAAGAAGUUAUGGGAUACUUCUUGAUAGGUUUUCUUGUGGUUAUCUUGUCCUUGGGAAAUGUCAUUGAAGAAGCAAAUGGUGAAAUACCUCGAACCAUUUUGGGCAAAAUAGAGAAGAUGAAUCAAAAGGGUCCUUAUUUGGGGAUUGUUGCUCCAAACAACUUUGAGCUUAACCCUCUUCUCGAAUCUCAAUCCUAUGUACCAUUUUCUUCUUUGCCUUUCAUCGAUUUCGCAGGUCGAAAAUUCCGUUUUGGAAAAUUAGCAGGUCAACCUGUGGUGAUCGUAAUGUCAGGGUUAGGAAUGGUGAAUGCAGGAGUAACAACACAAUUACUAGUGAGCCUGUUUAAGCUGAAAGGAGUUUUGCAUUAUGGAAUCGCUGGAAAUGCAGAUGUAAACCUUGAGAUCGGUGACGUUACUAUUCCUCAAUAUUGGGCACACUCUGGCCUUUGGAAUUGGCAGAGGUAUGGAGAUGGGAUAGACAACGAACUGGCUCUUGAAUCUGGUGGAGACUAUACUAGGGAUGUUGGUUAUCUCCAGUUUUCUAAAUACAGUAACCGAACGGAUAACUUGCUUAAUCGGAUUUGGUACCAACCGGAAGAGAUCUUUCCGGUCACCGGAAUUCCUGAAGAGCGGCAACAUGUGUUUUGGAUUCCCGUUGACAAGUACUAUUUGAAUCUUGCACGCAAACUCGAGGACACGAAGCUACCGCAGUGCGUGAACACUACUUGCCUCCCUCGACCACCGAAGGUAACCAUCGUUGACCGUGGUAUGAGUGCAAGCGUCUUCGUGGACAACGCUGCUUACCGGACUUUCCUCAACUCCAGGUUUAACGCCACCGCCGUAGAAAUGGAGAGCGCAGCCGUGGCUCUCGUUUCCCACCAGCAAAACCUCCCUUUCAUCGUCAUCCGUGCACUCUCCGAUCUCGCUGGUGGUGGCUCCGACGUGUCUAACGAGGCCAACAUAUUCAGUAGCCUCGCCGCAGAAAACUCCGUAGAUAUUCUCGUUAAGUUCGUUGCUUUGUUGCCUCUACACGAAAGCAUGGUUCAAUCAGAGUGAUAAGUGUGGAGUAAGAGCAUGUAACGAGGGACAAAAUAAUGUAUUAUGUAAAAGACACAAUUAGAUAUAUGUGUCUGAACCAAAUAAUGUCGUUCUUCUUAAUUAAUAAAAAAAAAUCUGUUUUUUCUGUUAA
Capsella rubella is the source of this 1226-nucleotide messenger RNA. Its product is annotated as bark storage protein A. The transcript is spliced from 5 exons. NCBI's taxonomy places the organism in Eukaryota, Viridiplantae, Streptophyta, Magnoliopsida, Brassicales, Brassicaceae. Gene Ontology annotation, biological process: nucleoside metabolic process. The coding region runs from base 47 to 1093 and encodes 348 amino acids. The record is from RefSeq and is a predicted model, not a curated record. Gene Ontology annotation, molecular function: catalytic activity.